AUGAAGGAGAGUAACUCUGGAGAUUGCCUGGGUGAGACCAGGGAAUUAGGUACAGAGGAAGAACCUGAACCUAGAUCUGCUAAGAUGACCAAGUCUGCUGCUGCGAAGCUUCAGAAAAAAGAAGCUGCUGAGCGUAAAAAGGCUGAGAGAUUGGCAUCUAAGAUGGCUGCCGAGGCCGAGAAAAAGAGGAAGAAGGAACUGGACGAGGCCAACAGGAAGAAAAGUUCGCGAAGUUCUUGUGCUAAAGAAAUUAUUAUCAAAUUCGGCAAGGACUUUGCCAAGUCAGAACUCGGGUCGGUGAUAAAGCAACAGUCAGAAGAGCUUGGUUGUGAUAUCAAGGAAGUAGACAGGGCGGAAGAAAGCGAAAAUGGCAUAUAUUAUUCAAUUACAUUCGACAGAAAAGUGACAAACAGAUUUGAUCCUGAGCAAGAUAUGUACGUCCCUAUACCAUUGGAAAUAAAACCCGAGAAUGUGGUGGUUAUAUAUAUGGAAGGCAAGAAAGCGGUAGACAUAUUUCUCAAUACUGACAAGAAAAAGCAACAUCUAGAAACAAUAGAUGCUGCUUACCGCGAAUACCAAGUGCUUUAUAUCAUAGAAGGACUUCAUGCUCAGUUGAAAAAGGCGGAUCUAGAGUUGGACAAGAAAUUUGCCGACCGAGUUCGUCAAUUAGUAGCUGGUCAAGCCACCGCAGUCGAGGCAACUACAAAUAUCAUCUCUGAUCGGCCAAGCAAAAUAGCUUGGGACUCUUUAAUUGAAUUAGAGAUUACGAAAAACUGUAGACUAUGUCAUACAAAGUCGAGAGAAGAAUCGGCAGAAAUGAUACUUGGAUUUGCCAUGGAUAUUGGCAGUCGCCAUUACAAGGCAAGGGAACUGCUUGCUAGUGAGACUCUUGAUAUGAUUGGUACAGUUAGAUCUGGCACAUCUAUUCAGGAUACCCUCUCGAAAUCUCUUGAACAGAUCAAGUACGUAACACCAGUCGUUUCUAAAUCAGUAGCCAGUGUGUACAACAACAUGUUUGGAUUGAUGGAAUCGAUUGACAAACGAGGAACCGAGGCAUUGGAAGGCCUGCGAAAGGAAUCGGGAACACGGUCUACUAAAGUAGUAGGAUCAUCCUUAGCCAAGUCAAUAUGUAAAAUAUUGCAAAGUAAAGACCCUGAUCAGUAUUUGCAGCUGUGA
This is a messenger RNA of Sugiyamaella lignohabitans, 1176 nucleotides long. RefSeq lists its product as uncharacterized. Lineage: Eukaryota; Fungi; Ascomycota; Dipodascomycetes; Dipodascales; Trichomonascaceae. Gene Ontology annotation, biological process: replication fork processing; double-strand break repair; resolution of meiotic recombination intermediates. The record is from RefSeq and is a predicted model, not a curated record. The transcript has a single exon. Gene Ontology annotation, cellular component: Holliday junction resolvase complex; nucleus. Bases 1 to 1176 code for a protein of 391 amino acids.